AAGUGCUCUCAGUGAGAUAUUCUGCGGGUUACUAGAGACGCUUCUCUAUCCGCAGCGUUCAUGACUUCAGCUUUAUAAACCACUGACAGGUUCAUCUGGACGGGCCGUGAUACGCGUCGUGCGCUUCUGAUAUAGGUGAGAUAUAAUCAAAUUCUGAUAAAGAGUCUGAUUGUUACGGUGCAGUCGGAUGAUCUUCUCUCAGGCCCGGAUUAAUUGUGCGCGCGCACGGGUUUAACCAAGCUGUCUAGAACAGUACAACUUCUCAACAGCCACCUUGUGACUUUUAAGCUGGUCUUUACUAGAAUCACAUCUACAAUGUCAUUUAUAUUUGACUGGAUCUACAGAGGCUUUAGCGGAAUCCUGCAGUUUUUAGGUUUGUAUAAGAAGUCUGGUAAGCUGGUGUUUCUUGGUUUAGACAACGCUGGAAAAACGACUCUACUGCACAUGCUGAAAGAUGAUCGAUUAGGACAACAUGUGCCUACUUUACAUCCCACAUCAGAGGAGUUGACCAUUGCUGGAAUGACCUUUACUACAUUUGAUCUGGGUGGUCAUGUACAAGCACGGAGGGUGUGGAAGAACUAUCUACCUGCCGUCAACGGCAUCGUCUUUCUCGUUGAUUGUGCCGAUCACGAGCGCCUCGCAGAAUCAAAGGUGGAGCUUGACGCUUUACUCUCAGAUGAGACCAUCUCAAGUGUGCCGGUCCUGGUGUUGGGAAACAAGAUCGACCGACCAGAAGCUGUGAGUGAGACGAGUCUACGAGAGAUUUUCUGUCUGGAUGGACAAACCACAGGGAAGGGUAACGUCUCUUUGAAGGAGUUGAACGUACGGCCGUUGGAGGUCUUCAUGUGCAGCGUGCUGAAGAAACAGGGUUAUGGAGAAGGUUUCAGAUGGCUUUCACAGUAUAUUGACUGAGAUCUGAGACAUCUGCCCUGAUUUCAUUUCUGCUCUUGGUAAUUAGCAGCUCAUAUAAAGCAAUUAGUCGAUUUUACCCAUAAGUCAGUUCUUCUGUUAACACUUUCCUGCAUAUGCGGAUGGAAAUUUUACAUUUAAUAUACUAAAAUGAUCUCCUAUAAAGUUAAUUGAAGUCAUUUUACUUUGACCAGUGGCAUUUAAAAGUGCAUGCUUGUAAGUAGAUGACAUAAUUUGACAGGUUAUUUUUAAAUGCUUAAAAUAUAAUCCAUAGUUAAAUAUCAUUACUUCAGCAAUGUAGUACCAUUAUUAAUCUUCUUCCUUUAAGAAUGAUGAAGUUUUUUUAUUAUAUUAUCUGACAACCUCAGUGUUUUAAAAUCCGAUCCUAACAUGCUGAGAUAGUCGGUGUGUGUUGUAAUUUACUUUGUACAAUAUCAGUUCUCAGUUGUAGAUAAUGUUCAUAUGAUCAGAUGUUUAGUGAUUGUCAUCAUCAUAAAGCGGCAGAUGAGAUGUUUUUCUGCUGUAGAUGUUUUUGAUGAUCAGACGAGAGUCUGAUGAGAGAUCACCUACAGCACACACAUGCGUUCAUGUCAUUGUAAUAUACAACAGAUUUUUCCAGAUGUGUAAAUAUUGUGUACAAAUGAAGUAUAAAUGUGUUGUAUUGUUUAUAGCCUUGAAUUAAAUGUACAGGUAUCUGCCAUGUGAAAACAUCUAUAAAGAUUUUGAGGAAUGUGCACA
This is a messenger RNA of Paramisgurnus dabryanus, 1647 nucleotides long. RefSeq names its product secretion associated, Ras related GTPase 1Aa (gene sar1aa). NCBI's taxonomy places the organism in Eukaryota, Metazoa, Chordata, Actinopteri, Cypriniformes, Cobitidae. The record is from RefSeq and is a predicted model, not a curated record. Gene Ontology annotation, biological process: intracellular protein transport. Gene Ontology annotation, molecular function: GTP binding; GTPase activity.